UUGGAAGAUUUACUUUAUUUAGAGUUUGGUUGUUGCUAAUAUCAAGCUCAUUAAAUCAAGUAGAUGAUUUUUGUGAUUGCACAAACUUCAAAAUCUGCACAUGGUGUUUGACUGUAUUGGAUAUUGGGAUUUUUUUAGAUAUGGUUAAGCUUGAAAAAAAUUGAAUGCCUAGGUUUCUGGAUGGCACAUUGGAUCGAAGAUCAGAUGAUUUGAUGGAUACCACAGAUACUUCAGGCGUUUCACAAACCACUACCUUCAGUCAAAGUCGAAGCCCUGCAACAAUGAAGUCCUUGAGAGAUAACCUUGAAGAAAAGGACAAAACUGAACCGUUGAUCCCCUAUAUGGAAAGUCAGAUAGAUAAAGCAGUACAAACAUGCAUUGAAAGUGGGGAUCUCUGCUCUGACGUUCAGUUUCCAAAAGCCUCUGUCAAAAAGGUUGCACCUGUGAAAAGAAAGUUAUCCACUGAAGGGUCUGAGGAUCUGUUAUUUACCAGCAGCAUCGCGUUCCAAAUUGCAGCUGCUUUAAGGCGAUGCAGAAAAGAUGUUGAGCAUGGAAAAUCAUCAAAAUUGGGGGCUUGGGAGGGCGAAAUGGCUGCUGAUUCCCCAAAAUUGAUUGCUGAAAAACUAGCUAGCUGUCUAAACAAUCUAGCAGAAUCAUCGGGCUUUUUAGUUAGAGCUUGCAACGGACAUAUAAACUUCUAUUCUUCGGAAAGACGAGUUGAUGAAGACAGUGUAGUGAGCAGCCAGAAUGAGUCAAAGCAAUCCACAUCAGGAAGCUGCAGUAAAGAGAGCUGCUCAUCAACAGCACAAGGAAGCCCUGAGCUCAAAAGGAGGAGGUUUGAGGUUCGUCUUAAAAGGUCCAGUUUUGAUCCGGAAGAAUAUUCCUUGUAUAGAAGGUACCAGAUUAGGGUGCACAAUGAUUCGCCAGACGAAGUUGCUGAGAGCUCAUAUAGGAGAUUUUUGGUUGAUACACCUCUAGUAUUCGUUCCACCCUCUGGGGACCUUACUGCUCCCCCCUGCGGCUUUGGUUCUUUCCAUCAGCAGUAUCUGAUUGAUGGACGGCUAGUUGCAGUUGGUGUAAUAGACAUCCUUCCCAAGUGUUUGUCAAGUAAAUAUUUAUUCUGGGAUCCAGAUCUAGCCUUCUUAUCUUUAGGCAAGUACUCAGCCCUACAAGAAAUAAGGUGGAUUAAGGAGAAUCAAGUACAUUGUCCAAGUCUCCAGUACUACUAUCUGGGCUACUACAUUCACUCCUGCAACAAAAUGAGAUACAAAGCAGCAUACCGGCCUUCUGAGCUGCUCUGCCCUUUGCGUUAUCAGUGGGUUCCAUUUGAUGUUGCCAAGCCACUGCUAGACAGAAAACGGUAUGUGGUUUUAUCUGAUAUUGCCACAGAAAAUGGAGAGCAUUUGCCGCCUAGUAUCCUUGAAAAUUAUGAGGAGCAAAAUGAUGAAAAACAGUUUCAUGGAUCAGAUGAUAUUUUUGUUGGUGAGGAUGAGGAAAUGGAUGACUCUGAUUUUGAAGAUUCGGAUGACGAAUUGGACCCUGAGAGCAGUGACGUCCAAUUGCCCAAAGUAGAAAAUGGAGAUGUUGGCAAUGUUUUGAUUGGGUUGAAGGAAGUUCGUCUGAGAUACAAAGAUUUGCGGGAAGCUUUUGGUUCCAGCGAAAGGCGGUUUAUGGAGACGCAACUGCACAGAUACUUGAGGGCUGUUGGUACAGAGCUCUCUGAACGAAUGGUUUAUUCAUUGGGCUAAUGCAAUAAUCUAUUAAUUCAGUGCAUAAAGUUCUUGCUCUCAUUGUAAUUUUAUGGUGUCCUUGUCAAGCUGUUGGUAGAGCUGAGGAGCCUGGGAAAACCUCCUGAAGUUUGUGCAUCAACAGUGCAUUUCUUGGUGUGCUCAGGGAUGCAAACUAGGAGGGAACUAAUUUAGUUAUUCAACGUGACCUGCAUCGUGAAGCAAUCGUAAUUCAGGGGCUGGUUAUUGGUACUGUGCUGCUCUGCUAGUCGACAUGGAAUAAACAAGAAUCAGAUUGGGGUGGAGCUACUCAAUAUGGCCCCUGAUUGGAAAUCUUCAAGCAUCAAGUGGCUUGCUUUAUCCUUCUCCCAUUAUGAAAGCAGCACAUAUUACAUUGCAAAUAAUCUUAGAAGUCGUUUAGAAUGUGACUUUGAGGGGCGUAUGCUACUAAGAAUAUUUAUUGCAGUCUGAUUGCCAGGUUGUUUUGGAUCGUGUUUAAUUUACAACGGUUCAUGAAAUUUACUGCUUGACGAAGUC
Molecule: messenger RNA, 2264 nt
Organism: Nicotiana tabacum (common tobacco)
Lineage: Eukaryota; Viridiplantae; Streptophyta; Magnoliopsida; Solanales; Solanaceae
Source: RefSeq, a predicted model, not a curated record